CACUGAUCUUUAUCCAUCUGUGACCUGACAGGCCUGCGCCAAGUCCGUGACUCAUCCACACCUACCUAUGUCAGCCUCCCAGCCCCGCCCCAAGCGGGCAGGUGAAGAGUUCACCCGCACACACCAUGAGGACGAAGACGGCUCAUCAACCAAGAAGCCACGCUUUGACCUUCGAAACCCUUCUGCUCUCGCCCCUGAUGCCCUAGAAGAGGAUGCAGUAUUAGAUGCCGAUGAGAUCGGACGCCGCGGGCAGCAAGUCCGCCGCAAAGCCGUCAACUUGGACGGUUACGACUCCGACAGUGAAAACGAGGGCUUUUCGGCGCGCAUUGAAGCUAGAUCUAAAGCAGCACAAAAGAAGCAUGAUGCCGACGAGGACGACAUGUUUGCCGAGCUGCAGGAGGACUUUGGGGCAGAAGAAAUCGAUGCGGACGAAGCCAUGCGCAAAAACAAAAAGAACGUUCGGUUUCUUCGAGACGAUGAAAUUGAAGGACAGGUCGCCUCUUCCAAGAGCGGUGGGACAGUCCACGCAGAUUUCACCAAAGGUGCCGACGCAAUUGACAAUGAGGAGGACGAAAGCGAAAGUGAGGUUGGAGACGAAGAGCGCGCUAGACCCGACGAGGAGCUGGACGAGGAGCUAGGUGCUGGUGCAAAGAAGAAGCACGCACCACUACUAGAUGCCUUCAACAUGCGCACCGAACAAGAAGAAGGUCGUUUUGAUGAUCAAGGAAACUAUGUCCGAAAGGCAGCGGACCCUGAUGCGAUCUACGAUACGUGGCUGCAGGGAGUGUCUAAGAAGGACAUUCGACGCGCCAAAGAAGCUGCAGACAAGCGAGAGGAAGAGCGUAAAGAGAAAGAGCGUAAAGACGACAGUGUGCUCACCGCGGACGCUCUUAAGACUUUGAUCGCCCAUCUGGAACGAGGGGAGACGAUCUUGGAGGCUCUUGCGAGAAUAGGGAAGGGUGCCCAGAAGAAGCAAAAAUGGCAGACCAAUCGCAAUAAGAACCGCAAGAAACAGAGUGAAGCUGCAAAUGAGGAUGCGGAGAUGACCGAAGACGAUCCAAAGGAAGUGGCCAGAAAACAAGCCAUCGAGGAGAUUACUGGUGCUGCCGAUAUCCUGAUGACUAGAGGGCAGGCAGAAAUCUAUGACACUGAACGCGAGAUGCUCACAAGGCAGUACCGACGCGAGACGGGUGAGGAUUGGGUCGAUCCUCCGUCUGCGGACGCCAAACCUGAGCAAGAAUCGCCUGCCAUGUGGGAAUUCCGGUGGUCUGAUGCCCGCGACGGUGGGAUUAUACAUGGUGCAUACGACGGUCCUACCAUGGAGUCCUGGAGAAAUGCAGGUUACUUUGGAGAAGGGGUUGAAUUUCGCCGAAGGGAUGCCGAUGGUCAGUGGAACAGCGCAGCUACGUUUGUAUGAGGUUGGCUUAAUCUUUCCAUGUCCUGAGUUGAAAUAUUGUAUAUGUAAAUUAGCAUCGGCGGAUACCCUGAGCCUUGGGAAUA
Messenger RNA from Aspergillus saccharolyticus JOP 1030-1, 1500 nucleotides. RefSeq names its product GYF domain-containing protein. NCBI's taxonomy places the organism in Eukaryota, Fungi, Ascomycota, Eurotiomycetes, Eurotiales, Aspergillaceae. Bases 68 to 1417 code for a protein of 449 amino acids. The record is from RefSeq and is a predicted model, not a curated record. Gene Ontology annotation, molecular function: protein binding. Gene Ontology annotation, cellular component: U5 snRNP. The transcript has a single exon.